Molecule: messenger RNA, 2848 nt
Organism: Nasonia vitripennis (jewel wasp)
Lineage: Eukaryota; Metazoa; Arthropoda; Insecta; Hymenoptera; Pteromalidae
Gene: NT1
Product: neurotrophin 1
Exons: 10
Coding region: 527-2377 (616 amino acids)
Biological process (GO): innate immune response; regulation of Toll signaling pathway; central nervous system formation
Cellular component (GO): extracellular region
Molecular function (GO): Toll binding; growth factor activity
Source: RefSeq, a predicted model, not a curated record
CUAUCGCUCGGUCUCUUUCACUUGGUCAGCUAUAUACGCGCCGCAUCUCUCGCUCACUCCACCGGCGGCGAGUUUCUCGGUCACGGCUACACACUCAGCGGCAGCAGCAGCAGCAGCAGCAGCAGCAGCUUCCUAUCCUCUCUGUCACGGCUACUGCUCUAUAGAGGCGAUCGCGAGAGAAAGAGAGACAUACUGCUGUAUAUCCCCACGCAGCAGCGUGUCCGAGAGGCGCGUGGCGGCGCAGAUUUUUGACCUACAAAAACGCGCGCCGAGGAGGAGCGAGGAGGAUAGACAUUACAACGUAGAGAGCGAGAGAUGCUGCCGCUGCCGGCGCCGAGACUCCGCUGAGUCGGUUUCCCGAGCUCGAGACGAGCUGAUCGCUAUAUAGUACGCUCCUGCGUGAUAUCCGCGAGUUCUACUACCCAUACACGUGUGCAGUAGCUUCAAUACGUACUUGUACUCUCGGUACAUAUACCUGCUCAGGACAGUCGUGCAGCAUCGACCAGAGAGAGGCUGCUGAUCAGCCAUGAGGAUUUCCGCGGCUGCAGCCGGCCUUAUACUACUGACGAUCGUCGCGUUUGUCGGCAUCGACGCGGCGACAGCGGAACCCGGAGCCAGACAUGACAACGUCGAGCUGGAGUUCAACGACGAGGAGGAGGACCGAGAGGAGAUCUCGACGUCGCUGAAAGUGGAGAACAUUGCCGGUGCCAGCGCAUCGAGCAACGCGAGUUUCGCCGAGGCUCGAUCCCGUCUUGGUUCCGCUGCCGAUAACGCAACGAGGGAGCCGAUUAGCGCCGACGCCACGAACAACGAGGAGCAACAGAAGGAAGACGGCGAGAAGCCGGAAGAAUUGCCGGAGCCGCUGGAGCUGAGGUAUGCCAGGCCGGGCAAGUUCCGGAGGAGGCCUUACUUCUCGCCGCCCACGCGACGAACUUCCGUCAAUCGGAGAAACGUCUAUCCUGAUAAGCCACUGAGGGGUUCAUCCUCGUCGCUGAGACCGGCCACGAGACGUCCCCCGGAUCCAAAGCGGGCCCCGACCGAAGCCGAGUGUACUUUCUUUUCGAAAACCGUCUGCUUGGAGGCAGCCGAUUAUCCCAUGGAGGCCAUAAUGCGGAGCAUUCGCAACAACAAAGACAUGGUCGCCGCUCUGCUAACGGACUUCGACAAUCGGGACGGUGGACUGAGCGAGGACGAUGAUAUUCCAACGUCAUCGUACAAAACGAGCUACGACAAUAGAUACGACAAGCGAUACGAGAACCGCUUCGAGACCAGUAACGAGAUCAAAAGAAAGUACGAGUUCAGUCCACCCUAUGAGAACGUGGAAGAGGGCUUCACCUGCCCGUCGCUGGUUCAGUACGCGAGACCGCAGCUGGCGCGUGCAGCCUCCGGUGUCUGGAAGUACAUCAUCAACACCGGCGAGCACACGCAGACCCUGAGAUUGGAGAAAUGCUCAACGCCACGCACGAGUUGCUCCUUCAUCUCGGAGAACUACAAAUCGUCCUGCAUGCAAGUCUACAACUAUCACCGCUUGCUCACCUGGGACUCGAAGUUGGGUCUGCACAUGGACAUCUUCAAGGUGCCGACAUGCUGCAGCUGUCACGUGCACGGAUACACCGAUCUCUUUCCGCCUCAUCAGAGCGACCCGCCCGUCAAGGCCCAGGAAACUUUCCCCGGAGCCGAUUUCGCCACCGGCGACCACCACCUCAAAGGUUCGAGCCACAUCAACAAGUACGUCAACAGUCUGGACUCGGCGGCCCUGAACCUCUUCCGGGAUAGCUACGGAGGCAGCAGCAGCUCGUCGGACCAGGACGAGACGCAGCUGCAGCACUCGAGCAGCUCGAGGAGGCCCAGCAUCGCGAGACCUCCGCGGCCCAAGAGGCCCAGUUCCAACGUGCCGCGGCCCUUCGACAAGCUGCCGCAGCAACACGCGCCCAACACCAGAGCUCCGGGUUACAAGGGACCAAGACCACAUAGGCCGAACCGGCCCUUUCGUAGAGAAUCCGCGGUACCGGAGGUAUCGGAUUAUUCGGAAAGCCCAAGCAAUAUUACGCUUAACAGGUAUAGCCAAGCGUUCGAGCAGGACACACUCGAGCAACCCACUAUCAGACUUCAGAACGGCGGCUUCGACGACGAGUACCAGGAGCACACGCAGAGGCGCAUAAACUACGACUACCAUCCCAUAAUCGACUUCUUCAAGCCCGAUGCGCAAAUGCUCAAGUCCGACGAGCCGAUGCAGGCGUCCGCCUCUUCAUCGAUCCUGCAGCAACAGCAGCAUCAGCAGCAAAUACAGUAUCAUCAGUCGCAGCAGUUGCAGCAGCGGCCGUCGCAGCUGCAGCACGCGGAUCUCGAUUCGUGGAAACCCAUCUUUAAACCCUGAAAUUGCGUGUGAUCUUAUGCGCGUUCUCUCUCGCUCACUCAUCGAAUGUACCUGAGACCUCGAUAACGUAACAAGCUAUGUGUUUUAUACUUGGUGGAAAAGACGAAGGAAGAUGUGACUCGAUUAUAAGUUUAUUGUUAUUUAUGAAUUUUUCGAAAUUUCGUUCUCAUCUUCUCUUUAUACGUGCGGCUAUUUAUUCGACUCGAUCGUGAUCCGAAAUUACGUUACUACAUCGUCGUUGUAUCAGUAUGAUUAUUGAUAGGUUCUUUUUUUUACCUGAACUAAAGUUUAGCUUGUAUCUUAAUUUAAUCUACCCUUUUUGUACAUGCGUUUAAUGUUUAAUUUUAUUUAUGUUGUACUAUAUAAUAGGUACUCUAUAUGCGUAGGAAGUUUAUUGCAUGCUGUUUUUGUAUAAGUCGUUUGUACAUUGUAUUCACUUGUAAUAAAUGUUUUUGGUGCUUUAUUUUUUAA